Messenger RNA from Monopterus albus (swamp eel), 4845 nucleotides. RefSeq lists its product as uncharacterized. Gene Ontology annotation, biological process: positive regulation of transcription elongation by RNA polymerase II. The record is from RefSeq and is a predicted model, not a curated record. The transcript has 8 exons. Bases 204 to 3836 code for a protein of 1210 amino acids. Gene Ontology annotation, molecular function: protein binding. NCBI's taxonomy places the organism in Eukaryota, Metazoa, Chordata, Actinopteri, Synbranchiformes, Synbranchidae.
CUAGUGGCGGGGCCACAAAUUACAGCUACACUUUCCCGCUGGUGACCACGCUGACCCGUGGAUGACCUCACCAAAACGCACAGAAAAACUUUUGUUUGUUAACGUCACUUUGAAAAAUAUAUCUUAAAUCGAACCAGGUAAAUUGUUUUGCCGUGAGAGUGGAUUUCUACAGAGCUUUGAGGCUCGCAAACGUGGAUGGCAAAAUGUGGUGCUACCAAAAACCUGGGUUCAAAGUGCUCCUCCUCGCCGAGCUGCAGAGACAACAGCAAUGCAGCCAGUUCUGUGACACUCUACUCAAGGCAGAAGGUGUUUCAGUACCGGCACACAGCUGUAUUCUCUCAGCUGUCAGCCCCCACAUCUCCUCAGCUCUGUCCUCGGUGCCAGCGCCUCCUGCAGGACAGAGCCGUCUCCUGGAGUUUCAGACUCUUGGCGCCUGCACCCUUCUCCACAUGGUCAGACUGCUGUACUCUGGAGAGAUGGCAGGGGAGGGGGAGAAGGAGAAGCAAGAGGCUAUUUCAGCUGCAGCCAAACUGGGUAUCCAUGGGCUGGUGGAGGUGACAAAAAGGAAAAGCAGAAAUGAGGGAGGAGGGGUUCAGCACGCGGAGGUGGGAGUCCAGACAGAGCCACUGAUGCCUGUGGAGAGCGAGAGGAGGCAGAGCAGGUGGAGGAGAGACGUGAGGGAUGGGAGCACUGUUCUAUGGAAAGAGAUACUGUCAAAUGGUGAAAAAGAUAUGUGCACUCAGACAGAUGAGCUGCAGGUGAACGUACCUCUGCCUACUCAUACAGCAGUCUCCUUGGACACCAUUGAUGUGACUGUUCUCCAGGAGUUAGGGUUAGGACAGACAGACUCCCAGCUUGUACCAUCUCAAAUUCCCUACAUCCCCAUACCUGCCGUCUACCCACCAGAUGAAAACCAAAUUCCCCAACCUUCCUCUGCUCCUCCUGCCUUUAUGCAAGACCCCACAGCAGCUCGAUACACAUCUGUUGCUGCUGUGGCAAUGCCAUACACCUCCACACCCCCGUCCCUCCUUCCUUUUACUGCCCAGUUGGGCCCAUGUGCUGCAGACCCUGAGAACUGGUGGACUGGCACUCAAGAAGCAGCCAAAAAUGUCACAGCAGGUGAAGAAGGGGAUGAGCGGUUUGAGAUGUUCCAAGACAAUAUCGCAGGAUUUAUCAGCUAUUUCCUGAACUCAGACCAGGAGCACGUUUGCACGGAGCAAGGAGGGAGGCAAGCAGGAGCGAGAGGCGCCAGGAGAGCCAGGACAGGCCAGAGACACACCAGGAGACCACGAGCAACAGGAGGGAGGGGGAGAGGACGGUUCACACAGACGGUGGCUGUGCAGGAUGUGGGGAUGAGCAGGCUGCAGAAGCUGUUCCUGAAGAAGGAGAGGGUGAGGACAUCCAGGGCAGGUCAGGGUGGAGGAGCUGUGGGCAGGAAGUUGUACCUGAAGACAAGAGAGUUUCUGACAUCAGCGAAGAGCUGUCAGAGGACAAGAAGGCGUGGCAAAGUGUGGGAGUUCAGUGAGACUGGAGACACACUGCCCUACAGUGAGAAAGGAGGAGGAGGAGGUGCAAAGAGUGGAAGGAAAACCAGAGCACAGCAGCGAAACCAGGACAGUCUCCCAGUGGGCACAGCCCAGAGGGCAAGAGCCAGACCAGCUACGCCAGUGUCCUUUUCUCCCUUUCCCAUGCAACUCUACAAUGGGGUAUCAGCCUCCAGCCCUUCCCUCCAGCCUCCUCCGUCUGCCAGCCUGCUGUCAUCUGCUGCUUCCUAUGUGUCUCCAACAUCCUCUCUCCUCCACACCACCUCCCACUCUCCACCCAGUGAGGACCAGUUCGAGCACAUCGAUCAUCUUCUGGAGGAAGUGAUGAUGGGCCUCCACAUUUUACCAAACGGCAACAGCAGUGGCACCAAGUGUGCUCAGCCUCCUAUUCCAACCAGCAGCAGCAGGUGCACCUGUGCCUCCUCUGGGACUAAUUUGGCCCAAAACAAACAACAGGACCAUACCACUGGCUUCUUAGAAGCAGGACCAGGGGUUCAUGGGUCCACACAGGUUGUUAAUAUAGCAGGAGGAACUUGCGAUUCCAAUUCUAUAGCCAGUGAGGUGCCUGUUCUGCAGCAGCACCAGGAGGGUGAGCUGAAUGACAUGCUGAAUAACUUCCUCCAGUUAUUUGAGCAGCACAUUAACAGCUGCAGUGCCAGGGAAGACGAACAGAUGGAUGAUGAGAGCUCCUCAGUAGCUAGCCAGCCUUACAGUGACCUGAGCAAAUACAGAAAAACCACAACCACUCCCACUCCUCCUCUGCAGAAUAAACACAGUCGUCAGCCAGUUGGAUGCCCUCGAACAACUGCACUGCAACAGAGCGGGGCUGCUGCUCACAGCACCCAUCCCCCAAAACAUACUAAGGGGACCACUAGUAAAGCCAGAGCACCAGUAAGGAGGGGCAGAACAAGCCAACUUAUGUUCUCAUUAGGGAGAGAGGUUGUGAGAGGGAGGAAGUCAGUGUCAUCGAAUGAUGCAAAGACCAAAAUCCCUCAUGAACAAAAAGACAAGCAGCUCCAGCAGGUUCCUGUAGUCAUACUGGAGAGAAGUCUGGUGCUCGGGCACUGUCAGAGUCAUGACGUCAAGAGUCCUGCAAAAACAAAGACAAGUUCAGCAUCAGUGAAAUGCUCACAGGACAGGUCAUCUAAAAAGAACCAGUCAGUGUGGUGGAGCACAAAGACGUACCCAAUCAGGAGCAGGUUGGGGGAAGCUAAGGACAGUACUACUUUUCUUAAAGAGCCACGAGCACCCUCAACAGGCCAACCAGGCGUCAGGAAAAGCAGGCCCAAGAAAAAUGGACAGCUUCCCAGUUCAUCUAAUGGUGAGAGUUCAUCAUUACCAAUUCAGCCACAGUUUGUGGAUCCCUGUGGCAUGGAAGAACAAUUAGAGAAUGAUCAAGAGAGACAGGAAGAAGAAUUGACUGUUCAGCCACAAGAAGAGGCAGAUGGACCUACACGGAGGGGAAAGAGGACAACGGUAGAGUCAGAGGAGACAAGCGAUGAUGCCACUGUGGUCAAGAGGGUUUGCUUUGAGCAAGUGGCACAGCCGGCCACUGAAACACCCUUACCAAGCUUCGAAUCUGCUGACUGUGAAGCAGGAACUGUAGAAACAGAGGAUGUGAUUGAUGUAGAGACUGUUUCCCUUACCGGUGUAGGACACUGUUUACAAAGAGAUGAACAAGAAGAGAACCCAGUGUGGAGUAAAAGCACAGUCAGUCAAAGUGAGGAGAGCUUGCUAGAUGAAGAGACGGAGAGCAGCAAUGCUGAGUUUAUCGAAGUGGAUGAAGACUCUGAUGGAAUAAAUGACCUGGAGAAAGAUACAGGUGACUGCCACGAGUGGGUAGAAAAAGACCGCGACCAGGGCGGAGCUGCACCAGUUAUGUCCCAGUUUGUUUCGCCUCCUUUACAUUUUGCAGAACAGGCCAGUUUAGGGUCGGCAGUAAGCAGAGAAGACGAGGACAUCGAUGUGAUCGGAGGUUCCAGUCCCGCCCCUGAGCCAGUGUUCAUCAGCUGGACAGAGUCUUCAGAAGGCGAGAAAGAUACAGAACAGGCCAGUUUAGGGUCGGCAGUAAGCAGAGAAGACGAGGACAUCAAUGUGAUCGGAGGUUCCAGUCCCGCCCCUGAGCCAGUGUUCAUCAGCUGGACAGAGUCUUCAGAAGGCGAGGAAGAGGAUGAAGACGAGGACAUAGAUGUUGAAGAAAAGACACACUGUGCUUCAUCAGUGCUUUGUGCUGCUGCGAGUGAAGGUGAGCUUGUUAACAGAAAUCAUCUGACCAACAUGCUCUCCCGUUAGCAUCUGUGACGUCCAGUCCGUUUUAUUUUCUUCUUAUCGUUUUCAGUUAUUUCUCACAUUUCCCAGAAAAUAUUGCUGAAUCGGUUUCAUUUGGCUGAGUUUUAGAGACAGGUAGAGAAGAGAUAGAGACAAACGUGGUUUCAGCAUAAAUAUUUGUUUUUAGCAAUGUCCUGAGUGGCUCCUGUUUUUAUUGUGUUCAUCUGACAGUCACGUGAAGGAUUUGCGUUUUCCCUUCAGCGGUGUUUAAGAAAAGAAAAGCUGUGAGCUGUUUGUUUGGAUUGAAAGAUUAAUGUGGUGAAAACCUGACAAGAAAUAAAUAUGCAAUAUAAGCAUAAAGACAACAAACGAACUGUAUAGUUUUGUGUAGACAUUGAAUUUCAGCUCUGUAGUUGAGAACAGACACCUUGUGAAGCUGUCAAAGGUCACUGAGCUCAUUCAUUUCUGUGCUUUGUAGAUGUUUAGCCAUUGAUUUUAUAUGAAGACAAGCUUGUUACUGCUAAGGUCAGUAAGUUCUAACUGGUAAACGGAUACGUUCAGCAAAGUUUAACCGGCAAGUGUUGAAAACAACACUGAUCAAAGAGUUUAGAAAGAGAUUUCACUGCAGGUGUCUGUACCAUGAAAGGCAUCGAGUGUUUUAUUACUUGUAAAUACGACUGUGACUGUAGAAGUUGUAACUAUGACUGAGAAUGUCGAUCUCUGUUCUGCCACAGUUUGCAAAUGUUCCAGAAAACCCGUCUUCCUUCUUCUACUGUCAGGUCAUUUUUGACACAAGGACAAUUUUUGCAAUAAAGAUUUCUUUUUUGUUGUUUUUUCUGGUGUGGAAUCACCUCUAUGCAACAGUACACGUGCUUAUUCUUUAUAUCGACUCUACUUGACUUGCACCUGAGGCUCAUCUAUUGAUCAAUUUUAGGAUUUUUCAGAUUAUUAAAUGGCAGUGCAAUAUGUACAAGUCAGUAAGCCCAAUAGCGUUGGAAUCACACAGGCACUGUCACAACUAAAAUAAGUGGUC